UGUACCUUCGUACCAGUCGGCCGCCGAUCACCGCGCUAUGGAUUCCUCAUUCUUCUCCGCCGCUCGUCUUCUCAAAAGAGCCCUCGAAAGUCGUCUCCUCCGCUGGGAUUCGGCGCUGGCGAACGGCAGGCAUUACUGCACCAGAAAACCCCGUCGUGCGACGCUGCAGUCCAUGAUAUGGCCGCUGGGCGACCCCAACACUAACCUCUCGCCGGUGCUCGACCGUUGGGUCGACAAGAGAAAACCCAUACGACACGUAGAGCUCCAGAAUAUAAUCAGAGAGCUCCGUGUGCGCCGAAGGUACCGGCAAGCGCUGGAGGUUUCUGAUUGGAUGAAAAGCAAAAAGAACAUACAAUUCAUGUCCGGUGACAAUGCCGUCCAUUUGGAUCUAAUUGGUCAAGUCCAUGGACUGUCUUCCGCUGAAACCUACUUCAAUAACAUGUGUGAGAAAGACAAGAACGAGAAAACCUAUGGUGCACUGCUGAAUUGCUAUGUGAGAGAACACCUGAUAGAGAAAUCCUUGUCCCAUAUGGAGAAGAUGAAGGAGCUAGGAUUAGUAUCCUCUCCUCUGGCUUAUAACAAUAUCAUGAGCUUAUACACAACUACUGGCCAGCACGAAAAGGUUCCCUCAGUCCUAGAAGAUAUGAAAGCUAAGAAUGUCCUUCCUGAUAACUUCAGCUACAGGAUUUGCAUCAACUCAUACGGUGCACGGUCUGAUAUUGAAGGCAUGGAGAUGAUCUUAGAGGAGAUGGAGCACCAGCCACAGAUUGUUGUUGAUUGGAACACUUAUGCGGUAGUCGCUAACAUCUACAUAAAGGCUGACAUCACUGACAAAGCUUUAUCUGCUCUGAAGAAAGCAGAAAAGAAGCUCAUUCAAAGGGAUGCAGUUGGAUACAAUCAUCUAAUUUCGCUCUAUGGGCUUCUUGGAGACAAAUCUGAGAUGAAAAGGUUAUGGGAGCUUCAGAAAGUGAAUUGUAAGAAGGUUGUAAACAAGGAUUACACCACUAUGCUCGGAGGACUGGUCAAGCUCGGGGAGCUGGAAGAUGCUGAAGUUUUGAUGAAAGAGUGGGAAUCUAGUGGCAAUGCAUUUGAUUGGCGUGUUCCAAAUGCUCUUCUAGUAGGAUACAGGAAAAUGGGUAUGAUAGAGAAGGCAGAGUUUAUGCUCGAUGGUUUCCUGAAGAAAUGUAGGACUCCCGCAGCCAGUAGCUGGGGGAUUGUUGCUGCUGGUUAUGCAGAAAAGAACAUGUUUGACAAGGCACAUGAACUGAUGAAAAAUGCCCUUUGCGUUUAUGUUUCAAGUUCCGGCUGGGAGCCAAAUGCAACUACUAUUAGUGGUAUAUUAAAUUACCUUGGUGAUGAAGGCGAGGUCAAGGAAGUAGAGACUUUCAUUAGUUUACUAAAAUUGGCAAUGCCAGUGGACAGGGAAAUGUAUCAUACAUUGGUUAAAGCUUAUGCUAGAGCAGAGAAAGAUGCUAGUGAAGUUCUACAGAGAAUGAAGGAUGAUGGCAUUGAAGCUGAUGAAGAGACAGAGAAGAUUUCGAGUAGUAGACAGAAAAAUCUUGUCUCUCCAUAAUAAUUGAAAUAUAUUAUUGUUCUCUUUGGAAGAGGUGACUUCCAAUGGUUUCCCAAAUUUACACUGAUGUGAUACCAAGUUUUGUUCAAAUUGCCUAUGAUUGAAAGAACUAGAUGCUUUUUUCAGUACACAAGUAACCUUUGUUUAAUUGCAUGCAUUUAUUUCUUGUUUAA
Messenger RNA from Zingiber officinale, 1746 nucleotides. RefSeq names its product pentatricopeptide repeat-containing protein At4g21705, mitochondrial-like. The coding region runs from base 38 to 1573 and encodes 511 amino acids. The transcript has 2 exons. The record is from RefSeq and is a predicted model, not a curated record. Lineage: Eukaryota; Viridiplantae; Streptophyta; Magnoliopsida; Zingiberales; Zingiberaceae. Gene Ontology annotation, molecular function: protein binding. Gene Ontology annotation, cellular component: mitochondrion.